AUGACUUUAUACCUGGGCUCCCCACCAUGGCUCUCUCGCCCAUCUCCACCUCUCCCCACUUUCAACAACACCAACGCCUUGUUCUUCAGGCUAAGCUUCACUUCAGUCAACUCCCAAAAGCUCAUUACAACAAAGGCGUCGUCUUUGGGCGAGAGUGAAAGUGCUAAUGGGAUUGCAGAGGACUCUGUUUCUGAGCUUUUGGACGAGGACUUGUUAAGUAAAGUUUCGGGUGCUAAAGAUGCCCAAGAAGUACUGGAGAUGUUUGAUGAAAUGGCUGAGAGAAAAAAUGGGGGUGUGGUGAGUGUUUCUGAUUGUUGUGAUAUUAUCUCGGCUGCGCUGAAAAGGAACAACCCGGAAUUGGCCCUCUCUGUUUUCUAUGAAAUGCGUGCCAGUUUUGAUCAAGGUAGUUCUGUUGAUGAAAAUGGUCCGAGGUGGAGGUGGUCCAGACCAGAUGUGAGUGUUUACACAACAUUAAUUCUGGGACUGGCUGCAUCACUGAGAGUUUCUGAUGCCCUUAAGAUGAUCAACAAUAUAUGCCGAGUGGGAGUGUCUCCAGCUGAGGAGGUCCCCUUUGGAAAAGUUGUGAGAUGUCCAAGCUGUAUGAUAGCUGUUGCUGUUGCACAACCACAACAUGGUAUUCAGAUAGCAUCGUGUGCAAAGUGCUCCUACCAAUAUGAACUUGUUUCUGGGAACAUAGACAGUAUUGCAUCAGAAGAAAUCGGCAUGGAUAUUCCAGCUUGGAAAAGGGCACUAAGAUUCCUGCAGAUAUUGAAGCAAAAGAUUCCUGCUGCUGUUCACUCCAUUGUGGUACAAACCCCUUCAGGUAUGGCUCGUACACAUAGAUUUGCUACUGAAACAGUUGAUCUCCCAGCACAGAAAGGAGAAAGGGUCACCAUUGCUCUUGCAGCUCCAUCAACUGUAUAUAGAGAGGUGGGUCCCUUAAGAUUUAGUCCAAAGGCCCCUAAUUUUUACCCUAGUGAGCCUAUCUGCUUGACAAACCAUGAGGAUGGCCGGGAGUCACAACUGUUAAGAGCCCCUACAAAAGAUGGUGGCACGUUGCUUACUAACCCCUCCAUACUUUUUCCAAUUGUUGCUGUUCUGGCCACUGGCAAUGCUGCCUCUAGAGUUAUAGACACCAGCCUCCCCCAACUCCUCUCCGUCACUGCAGUAACAUCUCUUGCUGUUGGAGUUACUCUCAAAACAUUGGUCUUGCCCCAAUUGAAUCGUCUUCCUCAGAGAGUAGUGGAUACAGUUGCUAUCAAACAGCAGCUAUUAUCUCAAUACGACACACUCCAAUCUCGUCUAAGGGGCCUAAAAGAAGCUGCUGAAAAAGAGGUCUGGAUGUUGGCUCGGAUGUGCCAGCUUGAGAACAAGAUUUAUGCUGUAGGAGAGCCAUCUUAUCGUGCUCGGAGAAGUAAAGUCAAAAGGGUUCGAGAAGGCUUGGAAAAUUCUCUCAGGGGAAGAAUUGAGCUGAUUGACAGCUAUGCGAAGAUUUCUUCGAUGAUCGAGAUUGAGGUAGAAUUGGACUCUGAUGUUCUUGCUGCUGAACAAGCAAGCAAUGUGGAAAAUAUUGCGGAACAAAUACAACAGACCAUGGAACUAGAAAAUCUUGAAGAGAGAUGGAGAAUACAGGUAGAAGCAAAUGAUGAGGCAGAAAGACUUCUUAGUUCCCAACCACUACCCACAGAACAAUUUUAGGAUCUUUAUCUGGUGUAUCUACUCCAAAAUGAUCUUUGGUUCGAUGGUUGGAUCAAUCAAAGGGCAUGCACAAACUAUACAUUCUACUGAACAAAACCGAUAGAUAUAGUAUGUUCAGUGAGCCCAGCCUUUAUGUUAUACGGAAUCGAUGGUAGCCAUGACUGUUGGAGAAAGAAGAUGGUGACUUCAGAAGGUAGGUGAUGAUUGUUCAUGUUCUGACGAAGAAUGUCUUGGAGAGUUGGAGCCACUAAAUUGCUUCAGAGCUCGACUUGUAUCAUCCUUUCAGGUAAACGAAGAAUAAACGUACUGAGAAUGGCCAUUAAAAAGUUUACUAUUCAUUGCCAGAUUUUUAAGCGUUUGAAGAGCUCGUAUUCAAUAUCUAUCGACCAUGUAACAUACAUGCCAUUAUGUCAACUAUCGAAAUCUGUAGUUCAGUAGUUCUAUACAAGAGAAUGUUUUUUCUG
Molecule: messenger RNA, 2162 nt
Organism: Fragaria vesca subsp. vesca
Lineage: Eukaryota; Viridiplantae; Streptophyta; Magnoliopsida; Rosales; Rosaceae
Exons: 12
Coding region: 1-1698 (565 amino acids)
Molecular function (GO): protein binding
Source: RefSeq, a predicted model, not a curated record